Messenger RNA from Prunus dulcis (almond), 3709 nucleotides. RefSeq names its product disease resistance protein RGA2-like. Gene Ontology annotation, biological process: defense response to other organism. Bases 29 to 3178 code for a protein of 1049 amino acids. The transcript is spliced from 3 exons. Gene Ontology annotation, molecular function: ADP binding. The record is from RefSeq and is a predicted model, not a curated record. NCBI's taxonomy places the organism in Eukaryota, Viridiplantae, Streptophyta, Magnoliopsida, Rosales, Rosaceae.
GCUUGCAACAAUUCCAGUUCACUUUAAAAUGUCGCGUAAGUUGAAGGAGAUUCGGGAAAAUCUGGAACAUCUCACCAAGCAAAUGUCUUGCUUCCAAUUCAAACAAUGUUCGCCAUAUAAGCGGUCAGAUACCAUGGAGAGACGCGAAACCGGACCCUUUGUUGAUGAAUCUAAGGUUUUUGGCAGAGAUGAGGAUGUGGAGAAGAUUGUUGAGAUGUUGCUGUCAGGAAGUGGUCCUCAAGUUCCAGUUAUUCCGAUUGUUGGAAUUGGAGGCAUGGGGAAGACAACACUUGCUCAGUUAGUAUACAAUGAUCCGAGGGUCAGGAGGCAUUUUGAACUUGAGAUGUGGGUAUCCGUCAAUGAUAAUUUCAACCCGAAAAGGAUCAUCAAUCAAAUGUUGGGUUAUAUCACAAAGAGUAGCCAUGACAGCUUGCAGAUUGGUGUGCUGCAGUCUCAGUUGAGGCAAUCAUUGAGGGGAAAAAGAUACGUACUUGUGCUAGAUGAUGUGUGGAACCACGAUCAAGAUGAAUGGGAUAAACUAAUUAAUCCAUUGAAGGGCACUUCGGAUGGAAGUAAAAUUAUACUUACUGCACGGAGCGAGGCAGUCGCAGCAAUAACUAGUGCAUCUCCCCCUUACCGUUUGGAAGCGCUAAGCAAAGAUGAUUGUUGGAAUUUGUUCAAGCAACUAGCCUUUUCAGAGGGAAAAGAAGAUGAAUUUCAAAGCUUACUGCCCAUUGGUGAACAAAUAGUUGACAAGUGCAAAGGUGUACCUUUGGUGGCUAAAACUCUUGGAAGCCUACUGCGCUUAAAAAGACAAGAAACCGAGUGGUCAAAUGUGCAAAAGAGUGAGCUGUGGAGUGACAAUGGAGGUGAGAACAGAAUUUUAACAAUCUUACGACUGAGUUACAAUCACUUGCCAUCGCAUCUAAAACCUUGUUUUGCAUAUUGCUCAGUGUUCCCUAAAAAUUAUGAGAUAAAUAAGGAAAAGUUGAUCCAUCAAUGGGUUGCACAAGGCUUAAUUGAUGAUCAAGAGUCUUUCCUGCAUAUGGAGGACAUUGGGAACGAGUAUUUUAACAACUUAUUGAUGAUGUCUUUCUUUCAAGGCAUAAGAAAAUCUGAUGAUGACGAAGUUAUGACAAAGUUUACAAUGCAUGACCUUAUUCAUGAUCUUGCAAAGUCUGUCGCUGGAAAAGAAUUUAUGACUCUUGGGCAUGACAACGUGCGUUCUAAUCUCAUAGAAAUUCCGUACCUGACAGAUGGUUUCUCAAAGAUACGCCAUGCUUCAGUUGUUUCCAAUCCUAGCUCUUGUUUGAUCCCCAAAGCCUUGUGUAAAGCAAAGAAACUGCGUACCCUCAAUUUGCUGUCACCAAGAGAGGAUUCUGAGCAAGUCCUUCCUGCCGUAGUCUCAACUUUUAAGCAUCUCAGAGUGCUCAAUCUGAGUGGAUAUGACACUAAAAGACUGCACAGAUCGAUUGGGGGGUUGAUAUAUUUGAGAUAUCUUGAUCUUUCUUAUACUCUCAUUGAGACCAUGCCAGCAACAAUCUGUGAUCUCUGCAAUUUGCAGACACUGAAUCUUUCAAAUUGCAGUGAGCUCAGGGAGUUACCAAGGGGUACAGCAAGGUUGAUAAGACUGAGACAUCUGCAUAUAGAUAAUUGUGCAAAACUUUAUUACAUGCCCCCAUCAAUCGGAAACUUAUGCCAACUUCGGACUUUGCCAGUAUUUAUUGUAGGUUGCAAAAUUGAAGAUGACAUUACCGAGCUUCUGAGACUGAGCAAUCUUCAAGGCAAGUUAAAAAUCAGACACCUGGAGAGAGUUAGUUCUGUAUAUGGUGAGCAUAUUAUGAGUUGGAUGUCAUUAAGAAACUUCUACUCAUUGGAACUGUUAUGGGGGAAUGUUGAUGAGGGUAAGUCAGCUAGUAACACAUCCAGCAGACAAAGUCCCAGGGGCAAUCCACUUGCUGAUCUGGAAGUAUUCAAUUAUUUAAAACCAAACCACUAUAUAAGAAAGUUGUCCAUAAAAGGUUAUUCAGGAGAAACCUUUCCCGAUUGGAUGAAUAUGUCUGGCCUUGAAAAUCUCACUCAGGUGAACUUAAUUAACUGCGAAAACUGUGAGAGUCUUCCUACGCUUGGGAAACUUCCAGUUCUCAAGAUCCUUAACAUCCAAGGAAUGCAUUCCAUCAUAAACAUCGGUGUUGAGUUCUCAGGUGAAGGUGACAGAUCAUUCUCGUCCCUGAAAGAACUUACCCUCAGAGACUUUCCUGAAUUGAAAACUUGGAGCAUUGUGGAUUCCGCAGAAGCAUUUAUUUGCCUGGACAAACUAAUCAUCACAGAAUGUCCAUUGUUGAGGAGCAUGCCAUGGUUUCCACGUCUCCAAUACUUGGAGCUGCAAAAGUGCAACCAAUUGAUAGUGAGGUCAGCGUCUGCUCUAAACACACUAUCCACCCUCGUUAUUGACUUCUUUCAGGACUUAUUCUUUCUACCAAAAAAAUUGUUGCAAAACAAUUCGCGUUUGAAAUCACUGAAAAUUGGAUGCUGUGAAAAACUAGAAACUUUGCCACAUGGAUUAAAAAGCCUCACUUCACUGGAGAACUUGGAAAUUGUUGAGUGUCCUAGUUUAAUCUGUUUGCCAGAGGAAGGCAUGGAAGGCUUGUGCUCACUUCGAUCAUUCUCAAUUGAGAAUUGUGCCGGCUUAACAUCUUUGCCAAUGGGGAUGAAACACCUCACAGCUCUUGAUAACCUCACAAUUAUGUCUUGUUCAAACCUAGUUCAUCUGCCAGAUAAUUUCCACUGCCUUGUGGAACUUAGAAGCGUGACAAUUAUAAACUGUGAAAAGCUCACAUCUCUGCCGGAGGGAAUGCAACACCUGAAGAAAUUGCAAAUUCUGGAACUUCGUAUGUGCCCAAAACUCACGGAGCUUCCCAACUGGGUGGAGCAUCUUGUUUCACUUCGAUCUUUGGCAAUCUCUCAGUGUCCAAAUAUAAGAUCGUUGCCAGAAGGUUUAGGACGUCUAAGUGCACUGCAACACCUGUCCAUCAGAGACUGUCCUGAUCUUGAGCACCAUUAUGAGAGAGGAAAAGGCGAGGGCUGGGAGAAGAUAUCUCAUGUCCCUUAUACCUAUGUUGAAUCAUCGGCAUUGCAGCAGAGGCAACACAUUGCGUCCACGUCACAAAAUCCUUAGUUUUGAAGAACUGAGGGCUGGUUGUACAUAGUAUAAGAAGCCAUUUGGGAUCAUGAUCCGACGGAAUUGUAAUCGAGUCAAAAUGGGUCACAGUUAAUGUCCAUCUUGUAAAUUUGCACCUGAGGGUUUUAAGAAUCUUGAAGGCCAUGCAGUUUAAAUUUUUCUGUUCAAAUAGUAAUGUUUUCAUUGUUGGGUUGCUAUGACUUCUGCAACUCCGCUUGUGACUUGAACCAUUGGCCCUGUGUUCUCAUGUUUGUUGUUUCCUCUCAAGUCCAGUGCAUCUUCUACAAUAUCAGUUUUCCAGCAGGCAAUGAUUUGGGUAAACAAACUAAAGCAUGGUAAAGAUGACAGAACAAUUGGGUUUGUGGAGAGUUUGUAUUUGUAUCUCUUGUAAAUUAGGACUGGCCUCUUAUUUAUCUGUGCUUUUUAAUUUGUGUCUAUUGUGUGUGCUUGCACAUUUAAUACUUGUAAGAAUCAACGUAUUCUUAUUCUGCUGGCUGCUGCUGAAUAAUUUUUCCCCAAGAUUUUUAA